CGCCGCCGGGUGACUGCGCAGCCGCCAUGUUGGUUGCUAUGCUGCCAGUGCUGCCUGCAUGAGGCGGGAGGGCGGCUAUGAGGGGAGGAGGCUGCUGUUCCUCCCCCCUUCUCCCCCACAGACGCUCACUCGCUCGCUCACCGGCAGAGAGGGCGCCUCUGCAGAGCUCCGCUGCCUCUCCCCUCCCCGGUCCUUUUCGCCUCUCGGCCGGGGCGACUACCGGUGUCUGUGAGGCAGCGCCGUGCCCCGUGAGGGAGCGCCCCGACCCGCCGCUGGGCACUGCCCUGCCCUGCCCGCGCCCCGGCUCCCGCCUCGCCGCCCCCUCUGGCCGGUCGCUGUGAGCAGAGGGGAGGAGAGGCCGGAGGGGGGAUCUGCCGCCUUUCACUCCGAGCUUCCCCGCGCCUUUUUCCCCUUGCUCCCCGUCCCGGUCCCUCGGCCCAGCCGCCGCAGUACGAUGUGGUCCUCGCCGCUGCGGCUGGGCGCGGGGCGGCUGCUGCCGCUGCUGCCGAGGCUGCGCCUCGGGCGGUCGCUGCGGGGGAACUGAAGGCAGCGAGCGGCGCGCCCGCUCCCGCACGCGGGGCUGCGGUGCGGCGCUGCGCGCGCGCGCCCCGGCGGGUGCCCGAGCGUCUGCGGCGCGUGCCCGUGUGCGCGCGCGGGGGGUCGCGGGGCGGCAGCGGCGAGCGGAGCCCCCGCGCCUCUUCCCUCCGCCGUCCCCGUUCCAUCUGCAAGGACGUGGCUCUUAUAUGAAGGUCUAUGAGAAGACAGAUGUGGUCUUCAGUGAAAAUAAAGAUAGACUGAUACAGAAGUUCUGAAGACCCUGUGUGGACAGUAAUGACCGCACGUUUCCGAUUGCCUGCUGGCAGAACCUACAAUGUACGAGCAUCUGAGCUGGCACGAGACAGGCAGCAUACGGAGGUGGUCUGCAACGUUCUUCUCCUGGAUAACACUGUACAAGCUUUCAGAGUUAAUAAACAUGAUCAGGGACAAGUUCUGUUGGAUGUAGUCUUCAAGCAUCUCGAUUUGACAGAGAGAGAUUACUUCGGUUUACAGUUGGCUGAUGAAUCUACUGAUAACCCUAGGUGGUUGGAUCCAAACAAACCCAUCAGGAAACAAUUAAAAAGAGGAUCUCCUCACAGUUUGAAUUUCAGAGUUAAGUUUUUUGUAAGUGACCCAAACAAGCUCCAGGAAGAAUAUACAAGGUACCAGUAUUUUUUGCAAAUUAAACAGGACAUUCUUACUGGAAGAUUGCCCUGUCCUUAUAAUACUGCUGCUCUUCUGGCUUCCUAUGCUGUUCAAUCCGAGCUGGGAGACUACAACCAUUCAGAAAACUUGCCAGGCUACCUCUCAGACUAUUCUUUCAUCCCUAGCCAGCCUCAAGACUUUGAAAAAGAAAUAGCAAAAUUACAUCAGCAGCACAUAGGGUUGUCUCCUGCAGAAGCAGAGUUUAAUUAUCUCAAUACUGCACGUACCUUAGAACUUUAUGGAGUUGAAUUGCACUAUGCAAGGGAUCAGAGUAACAAUGAAAUAAUGAUUGGAGUCAUGUCAGGCGGAAUACUAAUUUUUAAGAACAGAGUACGAAUUAACACCUUUCAGUGGUUGAAGAUCGUAAAAAUUUCUUUUAAGUGCAAACAGUUUUUUAUUCAGCUUAGGAAAGAAUUGCAUGAAUCUAGAGAAACGUUACUGGGAUUCAAUAUGGUGAAUUACAGAGCAUGUAAGAAUUUGUGGAAAGCUUGUGUUGAACAUCACACUUUCUUCCGUUUGGACAGACCGCUCCCCCCUCAGAAGAACUUUUUUGCACAUUAUUUCACUUUGGGUUCCAAGUUCCGCUACUGUGGGAGAACAGAGGUCCAGUCUGUGCAGUAUGGUAAAGAAAGAGCAAACAAAGACAGGGUGUUCGCAAGAUCCCCCAGUAAACCUUUGGCACGAAAAUUAAUGAGUGGAAUGGACUGGGAAGUAGUGAGUAGGAACUCACUGUCUGACGACAGGUUGGAAACGCAGAGCCUGCCGUCACGGUCUCCACCUGGAACCCCAAAUCAUCGCAACUCUGCCUUCACUCAAGAAGGAGCCCGGUUACGACCCUCAUCAGUUGGACAUUUAGUGGACCAUGUAGUUCACACUUCCCCAAGUGAAGUAUUUGUGAAUCACCGAUCUCCAUCUUCCACUCAAGCCAACAGCAUCAUACUGGAAUCAUCACCAUCUCAAGAGACUCCUCUAGAUGGGCAGCCUCCUGCAUUACCGCCCAAACAGUUUAAAAAGAACAGUUGGAACCAAAUUCAUCAUUCGCACUCACAGCAAGAACUGGAUAACCAUAUUAAUGAAACAUUUGAUGUUCCUGCAUCUCCUGAAAAAUCCACACCCAAUGGUGGUGUCCCCCAUGACAAUCUUGUUAUGAUCAGAAUGAAACCAGAUGAAAAUGGAAGGUUUGGCUUCAAUGUAAAGGGUGGAUAUGAUCAGAAGAUGCCAGUAAUAGUGUCCAGGGUAGCUCCAGGAACACCUGCUGAUCUCUGUGUCCCUCGUUUGAAUGAAGGGGACCAGGUUGUACUGAUUAACGGCAGGGAUAUAGCAGAACAUACUCACGAUCAAGUUGUUAUGUUUAUUAAAGCUAGCUGUGAGAGACAUUCAGGGGAACUUGUGCUCCUAGUUCGACCCAAUGCUGUCUAUGACGUUGUGGAAGAGAAGCUGGAGAGUGAGCCUGACUUCCAAUACAUCCCUGAGAAAUCUCCACUUGAUGGUGUCCAUCAGGAUGAUAACGCUCUGCGGGAGUCCAUGAUCCAGCUGGCAGAGGGGCUCAUCACUGGAACUGUUUUGGCUCAGUUUGAUCAAUUGUAUAGGAAAAAGCCUGGAAUGACAAUGUCUUGUGCCAGAUUACCUCAAAACAUUUCCAAAAAUAGAUACAGAGACAUUUCGCCUUAUGAUGCUACACGGGUUAUUUUAAAAAGUAACGAAGAUUACAUCAAUGCAAAUUAUAUAAAUAUGGAAAUCCCUUCUUCCACAAUAAUAAACCAGUACAUUGCUUGUCAAGGUCCAUUACCGAACACUUGUCCUGAUUUUUGGCAGAUGACUUGGGAACAAGGCUCAUCUAUGGUUGUAAUGUUAACAACUCAAGUUGAACGGGGCAGAGUUAAGUGCCAUCAGUACUGGCCAGAGCCAUCAGGAAGCUCAUCAUAUGGGAAUUUCCAGAUUACCUGCCAUUCAGAAGAAGGAAAUCCUGCUUAUGUCUUUCGAGAAAUGACAUUGACUAAUCUGGAGAAAGAGGAAAGUCGCCAACUAACUCAGAUCCAGUACAUAGCAUGGCCUGAUCAUGGGGUUCCUGAUGAUUCCAGCGAUUUCCUGGAUUUUGUGUGUCUCGUGCGAAAGAAGAGGGCUGGCAGAGAAGAACCUGUUGUUGUUCAUUGCAGUGCUGGGAUUGGACGGACAGGAGUUCUUAUCACUAUGGAGACAGCAAUGUGUCUAAUUGAGUGCAAUCAGCCUGUUUAUCCAUUAGAUAUUGUAAGAACUAUGAGAGAUCAAAGAGCCAUGAUGAUCCAAACACCUAGUCAAUACAGAUUUGUAUGUGAAGCUAUUUUGAAGGUGUACGAAGAAGGAUUUAUCAAACCUUUACAAGCACCACUGCAUAAGUAAAGAGCAAAAAAAAAACUAGGAUAUCAAUUGAGGAAUCUUGUCCUCUCUAAUGAACUGGCAGCGUUCUUUGUGCCAUAAUACUGCUUGCAGGAAAUGAUAGUGAAGUACAGCAAAGAAUUGACAAAGGACUUUGAAAACUUCAGCACUGUUGCACUUUACGUUGAAACAAAAUCAGUCUCCGAAACUCUCCUAACCUUCAUCUCUUUGAAGACUUUAUUUUCGUGCUUUGCUUCGAACAAACCAUAAACUGAAAGAACUAAUUGUGUUCAGGGUAAUCUACGAUAUUUCAUUGUAGUGUCAUACUGCGCUUCUGGUUGAAUUGCUACAAACAAGGCUUGGAAUUACUUCACUCUGUUUUACACCCAUGUCUCUUAAAAUGAAAAACAAAUGAAAAAAUACACUAAGCCAUGGUCUUUUUCCAGUGCUAGGUUUAUUUACUAUGUACAGACUCUCACUGUUUUGUUUUUUACAACAUUAGCAAUAUUGCCAAUACUCAAUAGAUACACACUGCCUACUGAUGCAGCACACACUUUGUCCUACACCCUGACAAGAAACCAGCUGGUUGUUAGAGGAACGCUGGUGUCUGUGUUAACCCAGCAGUAGCUGCAUAAUUGCCCACUUACCAGCAUCUUGUACAAACUAACAAUAAAAAAUAAUAAUAAUAAUAAUAAACAGCAUUUCUUUGACACAGUUUGUGUGUCGUACACUGGUGUAUUCUGAUUCAUGUGACUUAAGAUUACGUGAUGGGAACUAGUGCAUGCAUUAUGUCUUAACCCCUUAAGUGCCUUGAGACUUACAGCAUACAUCCAGUGAAAGGCACUCAUCAGUCUGUGGGGGCGGUAUUGUCCUGUCAUAUUUAUCUUAAUGGGUUCAGAUUUUUAAAAUGGCCCUUGGUGCUUGGAACGUGUUACCACAAAGGGUCAGAGAAAUACCACUCCCUCUUUCCUUAUACAAGUACCUGCGUGCUGCUCUCGGGAGCAGAAGCACCUCUGCCAACUUCAUGAAUGAGCAUUGUAUGCUGCUGUGUUGAAUUAUGCGAGAAAUCUGACACAUUCCUUCAUUCCUUCCAACUAGUAACUUACAAGCAGCUUACUAUGAAAUGCUGGUAGGUCAUUAGAAGCUGAUACUUUGUUUUAUCCUUUUAUUGAGAAAUAGCUGUCUUACUUGAUUAGAACGUAACUCUUUAAUAGCACUGAUAAUUAAGUUGAACUUGCAAUCAGAUGUGAUUUAAUUCCAUUAUCUGCUAACCAAUUACUAUUUAAAUCCUCAUCGCUGAUUUCAAGCCAUGUUCGUACAGGUCUGCCUUUUAAUUUUUUUUAAUUGUUUGGGUGGGGGGAAGGGAGGAGAACACUAUGAAGUUGUUUGAGAACUUUAUUUAAAUUCCAUAUUGACCCCAGUCACCUUCUGUUAUGCUUGUGCAAAAUUGUUCCAGUUGGUAUGGGUUGCUUCUUAUUUAAGUAGGUAGAAGAUUUGUAAGACUUGUCUGUCUGAUACAGUAUCUGAGCUCAUUCUAAAGAUACAUAAAUGUCCCAGUUUUAAAGUAUUUUUCCAGUAUAGGAGAAACCAAUUCAGAAGCAAGGUGUCCAGUGUAAUAUACUGUAAGAAAAAAAUCAGUCACUUAUUUGACUGUCCUGUGACAACAUAACUUUGUGCCCUCUAUUUAAAAGUUUUAAUUUAUUGUAUUGGUUUUCUGAAAAUGUUUGUCGAGUAAAUUUUGUUGUAGGCUAUACAGAGCAUAAAUUAAAAUUGAAAGUUCUACACUAAAUAAUUUUUAACUAUUGAAGAAUUAUAUGCUGUAUUCUAAGGACAUUAGAAAGAAAUCAGCUAUGAAGUUCUAAGUGAAAAGGGAUUCAGGCAAACUGAAAUCCUGGCGUAUGGCUUAAUCAUAAACAGGAACCACAAUGCCAAAUGGAAGAUAGUGUUAAGGAAGUUUACAAUAGAGUUUAAAAUAUUUUUAGAAAACAAAAUAUUAGGUGGCCUGUGGCCCUCUUACUUAUAUUUCUAGAUUUCAUGCUUAAAUCAAUAUUAUCCCUCAGUGAAUAAUUAAUCUUACAAGAAUUUCUGGAUCUGAUUAAGUGAAAAAGAGUAAUAAGGUAGCUUUAAUCUCAGUUAUAUUUUAAGCCAUUUGCAACAAAAGAAAAUUCUUCUUUAGGAAAGUAUAAGCUUUAACUUCAGUGUGACAAGAUUAUUGGCUGAAAUGCAGGCUAGAUGGAAGUUUAUUUUAAACUUGGCAUUUAAUGUCUAAAAAAUAAAAUAAUCCAUUAUGUUGAAAUAAAUUUUCUUCAUAGUCAAGUCAUAACUGAAAAUAGCAUUUACCCUUUUUUCUGAGGGAAAUCAGAAAUGGAUUUUAUAGCAACAUUAUAUAGUGUUGGUAUGUCACAUAUUUAAAUAUUCUUAUGUAAAGUUGCCAAAGCAGUUCAAAAAGACCCAUUUAUACCACAAUUAAGUGUGAGAUAUUUAUUGAUCAUCUGUGAUUACUGUUUUGAUUACAAACACAGGCAAGAAUAAUAGGUCUCUUCAAAAUCGUCCUCUGUACUGACUUAAGAUGCUUUGUAGUGUAUUAAUUAGCUGCACUAGGCAAAAAUUGGAACAAGUUAGCUAUCCUUAGGUAAUUGGCCAUCAGCAACUCUCUGACUUUCUGGCUUCUCCAAAGCCAGGAUGGUGGAAACCAAAAAGCGAUUGGGAUAGAGGUUGGCAUUGAAGCCUUUCUGCACCAUAAAUCAUUUGUUCAAAUGUUUCUACCUUUUGUGGUAUAAAUGGCCUUUAAACUAUUUUUAUAUGGCCAAAAAAAAAUGAAAUUGCUAAAUAUUUUACUUUGGGUUAUGAAGAUCUGUAUCAUCCUAAAGAGUUUUUUAAAGAAGUUUUUGUAUGUUUCAUGCUGUACAAAACAUGAAUGUAUCUUUCAGACAUAAUGACCUAUAGACCUGUAAGUGAUUGGUGUUAUGACUGUUGGAUUUUAUGAUUAAUUAUUUUCAUACCAUUUGAUUAGGAAAAAUGUUGGGCGAGUGUGGGAAAGAGUGUGUUUGUAACACUUCCAUGAUACAAAUCCAGUUUAAAAAAAGUUUUCAUUGUAAAUAAGAGCAAUAUUAUGACAAUUUUGUGCCAAUGUAUGAUUUUAAGACUUCUGUUUUCUUUUCAGGUUCAGAGUGAAAACUACCACUACCAUCUCUUGUUUAAAGUGGAUUUUGAAGGUUUUUGUUUAGUAGAAAGACAUGGGGCUCUAGCAGGGGCUUUGAGUGUUUGGGGGGGCAUUUUUUAUUUUUGCUAAAUAUGAAAUAAGGUGCAGGUAUUGUUUAAUAAAUCACCUACACAUUGUCAGCCAAUCUGCUUUGGGAAGUGCUGCCUUAGGUAUACCAGAUAAUGGGGCUAAAUAAUUAAUUCAUUCCAAACUUGGAAGCAUUUGGUAUUUUAAAUAACUUAAAGUCUUAAGCAGUAAAAUACUGCUUUUAUGCAUUUUAUUUUUAGCUAUUCUCUCCCAGUUAUGAAAAAGAAAAAGCCCAUUGUUUUGGGUUUUUUUUUCUCACUACGUUUAAUGCUAGCUGAUGUUUCUUCCACAUUGCUCUGUUAAAUCUUGAAAGCUUAUAUCUCAUAUAAAGCAAUAAUGCUGCUUCUUAGACUACCUGAUUAUAGUCUGGCACACCAUCUAUUAGAGAAUGAGUAAGAAAGCAGUUGGGUGAUUAAGGAACACGAGGAAUUUGUUAUGGAAUCCGUGUAGCUGGCAACUUUCCAUGGAGACCUUCCAAAAGGCUUUGUGGUACCUGUGGAAGGGCCAAAAUGCAGCGGAGCUGCUGCAGUUGCACUGCCCAGGGAGAUGGGAAUUAGAGAAGGUCUGGCAUAGAGAUGCUGGAGCUCCAGGUAUCCUGUGGACCUGAAUUACGUGAUAUUUUUAUGCUUCUGCAGUGUGUGUGCAGGUACGUGGGUGAUGUUUGAUGGAUCAGGGGAUUGGCAUGAAAAACUACAGAUCCGCCAUCCACCAAUGUCCAUGUGAAAGCAGGUUCUCCAGUAUGUGUGCUGGGUUCAGGCUGUAGAGUCACUAUGCAAGUAAUCUUCAAGACCCUCAGGAUGAAGGGUAGGAUUGGGUAAUGGUCCAAAUUACAAUUUAUAAUAGCACAUUUGGACUUUCACAAAGUACAGGAAUGGUGCCCUCUAAUGUCACUUGUAGUCUCGUAGCUCACAUCUUAGGUCCACCACUGGUUGGGUGUAUUUGCUAAUCUAAGUACGCACCUUUUGUCUUGAGACUGGAAAGAAUCUUUUCCAUUGCUACUUUUAGUGCUAGGAUCCAAUAUCAAAGCCUGGAAAAACCAUUUCAUUAAUUAGACAUAGAUCUUGCAUGCAAGUGCGGGGAUUAGUGGUGAUGGGGAAGAUAGUUUGUCCUGUUUGUAUUACCACACAGCAGUUAUAAACUGAAAAUGAUUUUUUUUUCCCUGGUUUAGCAGUCUGCAAAGGAGGCCAGUUUGUUAUCACUGAUUUUACCUCUGUGCUGGUUGCUACCGUGGAUGUGCAUCUUUUCAGUAUGCAGGGCUUCUCCAGCUACCAGUUUUUAACUGGUGUACAAGCUGCAAGCUUGGGCUGUUGGCUUUGGCAUGUUUUCUUUGAACCGGCAGCCUCAUAAAAAGGAAAAAGAAGCCACUAAAAUAUCUGUCCUUGCAAUAGCAUGAGCUAUCGUUUCGCAGACUGGCUGACAGUUUGUUGGUUAUGUUAUUUCGUAUUUAGCAAGCUUACACAUUUUAAAGGGUGAUUUUUUUCAAAGUGUUUUGAUGUUUGAAUAGUAGCACUUUAUCUCAUACUUACUACUGACUGAACUAUUGGACAAAAUAAAUUGGGUUUGGAGAGAGAUGCUUAAUGGGUUUCUGUACAGAGAUUAUUACACCCUGGUACGAAUGCUUUCUAGUGAUUUCUAAUGAUUUCUAUUACAACCUUCUGUUCUAAUGAUUUCUGUUACAACUGUUCUGGUUUACUGUUCGUAAGUUUCUGAGCGACUUUGAGAAAAUAGAUAUUAAGAAGAUAAUAAUUCUAUCAUCUCAUUUUUCCUGUCUUAAAAAGAAUAAUAUAGCUUGCAUUAAAAAAAUAUAGGAAAAAAAAAGGUGCAAAUAGAAACUACAGGGUACUCGUAAAUUUAUCUCUGUGAUCUCUCUCAGCUAGCUGCAAAUUAGCUAUGUUUACUGUAAAUGUUUCUGCUAAGCAUUAUUUUUAACAUUAGAUCAAUUACCUGGAAAUCAGUAUUUUUUUUUUUUACUUAACUUAUUUGAAUUUUGAUAAGAUAAUGCACAACAAAGUUUAAAGAAGUUGUCACCCUUUUAUUCCUAGGCCAGGGGCCUAAGACAUGAGUGAAAGGGUUAAACAGUUUACAUUAAGCUGUUGUUUUCUUUAACUAGAAUAUAUCCACAAAGACUAGACUAUAAAAGAUCCAGUGCAAUUAUCUCAGUACAUUGGGGCACCACAGUAACAAUACACAAUAAUCUUACAGGAAAAAUAAGGUAAGAAAACAAAGGUUUUAUUUGCUGUAUCCAGAUUUAUCUUGCAUUUGAUUUGGUUUGUUUACCAGCAAUCCUAUUUUAACUAGUCAAAUUGGCAGGGCUGUUUGUGUAAGGUUCUUGUUUGUUUUGGUUUUUUCUGCAACAGGUGCUAUACUAUGUGUAAAUACAAAGGGAAGAAUAUUAUUUAGAUCAUUAUUAACAAUCAGAUGGUGGCAAUAUUUUUUGCUAGUUACUUCUGAUAAUUAAUUUGCAUUUCCAGCUGUGGCUUUCAGUUGUCACAUUUCAUCUCAGUUUCAUACUGCUGAAUGAUGGAUUGCAAGUGUGAAGUAAAUCAUCUCAGAGUCAAAUAGCUCUUUUGUUGUUUAGAAUAACUCUUGUGUACCUUUAUUAAUGUUGGAGGAUGGGAAGGUUCUUCCUGUAAGUAGACUUUUGCCUACAAAUUUGUUAAAAAGCACAUGAUGGGUAGGAAAAAUAAAAAAUAAAAUAAAAAAUAAAGAAAACAUAAAGGCAACAUCUUGGCUAAACAGCUGGGGGUGGUUGAUUAAAAAUGAUGGAAACUUGAAAUUGGUCAACACUGGAUGAUGUGAAAAUAAAUUCAGCUUUUGUCACUGCAGCUACUGUAUGCUUUAAAGGGCCUUAUGUAUUUGUCCUCAUUUUGAUAAAAUGAAAUUUCUUGCCAUUAAAAUUAUACACUAACUUCUACCGAAAACCAGCAGUUCCCAGGAUAAAUAUGCUAAUUAACAUUUAACAAGUCUUGUUUUAGUCUUAAGUAAAAUUUCAUUCUAUUAUGUGGAAAAAAAAUGCUGUUAUGCAUAUUUUGUGGAUAUAUUUAAUUUCAGUUGACAAAUAGCUGUCUAGGUACAGACUUGAAAAUAUAUAUAUAGUUUACUUGUGGAUCUUAAUUGUUUAAUUGCAAAAUAAAGAUGUGCUUUAGUAAUUUAAA
Columba livia (rock pigeon) is the source of this 10041-nucleotide messenger RNA. RefSeq names its product protein tyrosine phosphatase non-receptor type 4 (gene PTPN4). Gene Ontology annotation, molecular function: cytoskeletal protein binding; protein tyrosine phosphatase activity. Gene Ontology annotation, biological process: protein dephosphorylation. The transcript is spliced from 28 exons. Bases 832 to 3621 code for a protein of 929 amino acids. The record is from RefSeq and is a predicted model, not a curated record. NCBI's taxonomy places the organism in Eukaryota, Metazoa, Chordata, Aves, Columbiformes, Columbidae. Gene Ontology annotation, cellular component: cytoskeleton; cytoplasmic side of plasma membrane; cytoplasm.